CGUAGUGGCAGUUUUUUGGCGGGAAACUUGGCGCACAAACAAGCAAGCACAAACGUGCCUGCUUUGCUUCUUCUGUUUCCGCCCCGCCGUUGAUUUGAGCUGAAAGAACAAGCUUGUACCCAGAUUGUCGCCUCGUAGCCGAAGAUGUUCUAUUCGGAGUACGUGCUGGCCAAGCGCGGCCCACUGGGCAAGUAUUGGCUGGCUGCGCACUGGACAAAGAAGCUGUCCAGGAAGCAGAUUGCAGAGGCAAAUGUGGUGGAGGCAUGCGAGAACAUUGCCCAGCCAGAGGUGAAGCUGGCGCUGCGUACCUCCGGCCACCUUCUCCUGGGUGUGGUGAGGAUCCACGACACAAAGCAGCGCACCCUCAUGAACGACUGUGCAGAGGCUUUCACUCGCAUCCAGUUGGUGUUCCGGCCAGGCGUGGUUGAUCUGCCUGAGGGCCAGGGACAAGCAGCCUUCAACGCCAUCACCUUGCAAGAUGACGUGCCUGGCUUGGAUGAGGAAUUCCUGGACUUUGACGCAGACAUGUUUGAGCCCACGUCUGGCAUCACCUCGUCGUACAUUGUGCCCCGCAAGGAGGACAUUACCUUGCAAGAUCACUUUGUCAUCAGCAUGUCUCAACAAGAGCCCAGUUUCGAGGACACCCUCCUCGACGAUAUGGCGCCAAUCGAGCCCGGUCGCGCGCCGGAGCUUGGUCGCGAUGACACCACGGACAUUUCGCGGGGCGGCCCGGACUUUUCCCACGACGUCACCGUGGACCAGAGCGCCAUGUCCUUUGACAAGGCACUGCCGGAUGAGAUGGACUACCCACCCAUGCCUGAUGACCCGUUUGCCAACUUGGAGCCAGAGCCCAUGGAGCUGGCUGGCGUGGACCAGCCGAUUGCAGAGGAAGCCGAAGAGCAGCAACAGCAGCAACAGCAACAGCCUCAAGAGGAGGAGGAGGAGCUCCGACCAACACAGGCGCAGGAGGAAGAGGAACCCGUGAUCCCACUUCAACUGGACGAACUCACCAUCGAACCCAGGGUAUCGCGAAAGCGCGCAAAGCGGCUUGUCAUUGACUCGCACAUUGACGUGCCAUCCGACACGAUGCGCGCGCAUCUUGCGGAGAACGGCUGUGAUGACAUUUCCAAGGCACCGUACACCCCAGACUUUCUUGACAAGGAGCUCGUCUAUGACAUGACGCCCAUCUCCUUCUACGGCGCAAAACGCCGCCUCGCAAAGACAGAACCGCCAGAGACGCUCAUCCACUCCACCAGCCUUAUCUUUGGAGAGCACCCGCUGCUGCGAACGCUGCUGAAGAAGCGCGUCAAGUGGAUGACGCCGGAGAACACGCCCGCACUGGCAGCAGCGGCGACAGAACCGGCAGAGGAGGAGGGGGAGGAGCACGAAGUGCGUGUGGAAGAGGAGUUGGGGGCCGAUGAACAGGCAGCCAAGCGCGCCCGCACCACAACAGAUCUCGAGGAACAGGAGAUGUAUGCUGGCGAUUUCGAUGCGCCGGCACCGAUGGACGAGACGGCGCACGACAUGACAUUUGGCGGCGACAUGACGGCGGAUAUGACGCUGCCCGAGCCCGAGCAGGAGGCGGUGGAGCAGGUGGACGUGCUGACGGCAGAGCAGUACGAGGAUGCAGGGUGGUCGCGCAGGUCAAAGCAGGUGCUUGAUUCCUUCCGCAUGCAGCUCUCGAAGGAGAAGUCACUCAGCUACAACAAGCUCACAAGAGGAUUCAACAGGAAAGAGGCGGCGCACAUGCUGCACGAGGUGCUGGUGCUGACAACCAAAGGCUUCAUCGAGGUUGACCAGGAGGAGCCCUAUGCAGACAUCACCAUCAGCGAGGCCGAGGGCGACGAUGAUGCAGACGAUUCCGAGGAUGUUGGCAGCGAAGGCGUCACCGCGUGAGACGCCCGGCGCGCCGCUCCUCCUUGUACAUGUGUAUCUUUGUCUCAUCCACUCCGCCUUGCUUGCCCGCUGCUGUCGCUAUUGAGUUUGUUUGUGUGUGUGUGUGUGUGUGUGUGUGUGUGUGUGUGUGUGUGUGUGUGUGCCCUCGCCUUGUGUUUCUUUUUGCUUUCAGUAGCUGAACCCCUCUUCCCCUCCUGUUUCCCCCCCCCCC
Salpingoeca rosetta is the source of this 2107-nucleotide messenger RNA. RefSeq lists its product as uncharacterized. NCBI's taxonomy places the organism in Eukaryota, Choanoflagellata, Craspedida, Salpingoecidae. The record is from RefSeq and is a predicted model, not a curated record. Gene Ontology annotation, cellular component: cohesin complex; synaptonemal complex. The transcript is spliced from 11 exons. Gene Ontology annotation, molecular function: protein binding; chromatin binding. Gene Ontology annotation, biological process: synaptonemal complex assembly; mitotic sister chromatid cohesion; replication-born double-strand break repair via sister chromatid exchange. Bases 145 to 1896 code for a protein of 583 amino acids.